Molecule: messenger RNA, 3673 nt
Organism: Pararge aegeria (speckled wood butterfly)
Lineage: Eukaryota; Metazoa; Arthropoda; Insecta; Lepidoptera; Nymphalidae
Exons: 4
Coding region: 42-3224 (1060 amino acids)
Source: RefSeq, a predicted model, not a curated record
AUGUCAUUUCUAACAAAAUAACGUAAACAUAAAUAGCAAAAAUGCAUAAAAUAUUUUUGCUGAUCCUUAUGUGUAAAAGUGUGUUAGCAGAAGACGAAGAAAGUGACGCUAAAUACAUUGAUUUGUUACCAGAAGAGGAAAAGCAAGAGUUUUUAAAUAGGAUAGCUAGAAGAAUCCUGGAAGGAAUUACAACUAAUGAUACACCAAACGAAUCACAUGCUGAAAUACCUGACGAUCAACUUGAUGCCCAAGACGCAUUUGUUCAAGAAAUUCUCAAGGAGGAAUCUGAUAAUUUAAAAAACGAAAAUAGAGAGCACAAUUCUAAAGAAAUCGAUAAAUAUGAUCGUGUUGUAUCAAAUAGAGACAGUGUUAAUGAAAAAAGUGAAUUCGGAGCUGAAUCAGAUCAGAAUAGUUAUAAUAAAGAAGAGCAUUUCGAUUUGACUCUACGUGAAGGAAGAAGAAAGAAAAGGACAAACGGCGAUAAUAAAUAUAAUAAAGAAACGACUACUGAGACAUCUUAUGAUAUUAUUCCUGUACAAACCAUAUACGAUCAGAUUGAAAAUGAUGCUGUGAAAUUUGAUAACAAGGCUGCGAUUACUUUGGAAGCGGAUCAGAAAGAAAAUGCAGAAGAAGAAAUUCCUUUGAUCGAGUCAGGGAUUUCAAGUGAUUUGGUAUUCCCUAAAAAUAUUUUAAUUACUGAAUCCCCUAACGGACCAGAUAAAAAUGAAAGUUUAAAAACUACAGAAAUAAUAGAUUUUGAGCCGAAUAUAAAUGAAAAUUAUACAUUCCAAGAUAACAUCAAUAAUGAAAACAUUACACUUUUACCCGAUUCAGUGUCUCAAGAGGCUACUUAUAGUACAACAAAUGGUGAAAUCACGUGGGGUUUUAAACAAAAAAUAUAUGAAAGUGAAAGUGAGGAUAAGGAAGAAGACCAAAAAGAAGGUACAUCUACAUUAAAUAACAGUACGAUAAAUGUAAAUUCUCAAACAGAAUCGAUUAAAGCAUUUUCAAGUUCUAAUGACGUUACAGAAACAAGUAAAGAUGAAGCAAGUACGAUUACUGCAAUAAUAAACGUCACGAAUUCAGAUUCACAUAAAUCUAAAGGCAGUUAUUUAAGAAGUAUGACUAAGUUUGACGAAUAUGAAGAUUUGCAAACAGAAAGAAGCGUCACUGUAGUCUCUAAAAAACUUUCAAAUGAUAUAUCAACGUCUGCUAUAGAAACUGUUCCAAUCGAUAAGACAUUAAGCGAUGUAAAGAUUGAUUCUCAAAUAGAGAACUUGAGUACAAAAAUCAAAAAUUUAUCUGCAUAUAAAUUGGACAUAAAAACUUCAGAAAGCCCAGCACACUUAACGAGCGUUAAAAGUAACACAGUAAAUAUUAUGAAUCAAGGAAAAUCGGAUGAAAAUAAAACAAUCCUAAGAGAAAGAGAUUACUAUGAAGUCUCUCAAAUUGGUGAUAACGAACCUCUACAUAAUAUAAACGACGAUUUAAAUAAAGUUAAAAUUUACAAAGUUUCUGAAGUGGAUGCUAAUCAACCACAUUUUAUGUCUACUGAUAAGUCAAAACAAUAUAAUCAUCCUUUAUACGUACCCGUUUACAAUUAUGCUCCAGAAAAUGCAUACUUCAGUACUUACAACAAAUUGGGACCAAAUAUAGAAGACAACGAUUACAUAGAUAGCCAAGAAAGAAAAACAGACGAAGAUGCCAAUCAAUCUAACUUAAUAAAUACAAGAAAUCGAUUUUCAGCAUAUAAUAAUAAAAAAAUCGAAAACGAUCACAAAACUAUAAGAAAUACUAAACAGACAUAUAAGGAACAAAAUGCAAAACGUUAUGAAUUUAUAAAACCAGUAACACAAAAUUUGGUUAGCCAAGACAUUUAUUACAAUCCAUAUGAUUAUGCUGAUUCGAAUUACUAUUUUGGUCGUAUUUUGAGAAGAGGAAAGAAGAUAAAUAACGAAGUAUACAAAUCGAGUAUUACCAAGAAUACUACUAGUACAAAAUAUUUCCCAGACUCAAAUGAAAAAGAUCAUCCUAUAUCCAGUAUACAUAAAAGUGAUACAGUUAAAGAUCAUGUCAGGGCCAUAAGACGGAUUUUAUACCUUCAAAAGUUAUUUGGCUAUGUACCUCAAGUAACUGAUUAUAUAGGUCGAAAAGCAAAUCAAUAUUAUCAUAUUGGUUCGACGUCAAUUACACCAAAACAUAAUAAUAUAGCUAUUGAUUAUUAUUUUGGAAGGGCUGAUUCUAAUGAAAACGUUAAAACAAAUCAGGACUUUCGAUGGAAUAAACCGCAACGUAAUAUUGUACCUUUAACACCAAAUCCUCUUAGUUUUGAAAAUAAACCAGAAAAGCUGCAUUUGGAAAUGGGCAGCUCAGAAGCUAAGCUAAGCUCAGCAACUGAAUCAAGAAGUCAAGAAAUUGGUGAGCUCCCGUUCGAGAAACUUUUUGAUUCAAUGUUGUAUGUAUUAAAAGAUAAAAUAAAAGAUGAAAGUGAUAGCUUACUUCAUUACAAUUGGUUGAAAACAACUGUGGAUAUUCAGGCAGCUAUACGAAAAUUGAUGGAUUUAAUUGACCAAAUAAAAAACGGCGAACUUGUACAUCCAAAAGAUAUCGAGCUCAUUAAAUACACUAUAUACCUUUUUAAAUCAUCACAAAUAGCUUUGAACAAAGAAACAAAAAGUACAGUUUUAAAUAAAACAAAUAAACAAAUCAAUGCACCACGUGCAAAGAAAAGAGUUAUGAAAUUCCCUAAAAUAAUAAAGGAAAGAAAGUUUAAUGAACCUAUAAAGCGGUGGAAGGAAUAUGCAGCAUUAUUGCUAAGAGAUGACAAGAAGUCAGAUUUUAACUCUCUAAGUGAGCGAAAAUUAAUAUUGUUUAAUGAUUUUGAAGAUUUUCUUGAAAGCCUCCUUAUUAACAUAAAUGAUUUACACGACGCAAUACAACACAUAUCUGUAAUAACCGAAUAUAAAAACCAGAAUUGGUUUCAAGAUCUUAAGGUUAUAUACCUAGCAAACGGUAGUGAGAAAAGUCUAGCGCAAACAAUACUACACCUUAGUCUAUCUAGAUUCCUAGAUCUGAUAGAAGAGAGUGCUACACUCGGCGUAGAAGAUGAUUUCAGAAGUUUUGUAAAGAAGAAUAGAGACUUUGUUAAGAGGAGUACAGAAGAGUGUGGAUAUUUAUUGAAUGUUUUAGAAGAGGUGCGUAGAAUCAAUGCGUUAGAGCCCUAAGUCUUUAGUUUAACAAAAUUUCAUUGCUACAAACUCUCAGUUUCGAGGGUUCCGUAUCUCUUUCAUAAUGGAAAUACGGAUCAUCAGGAUCAUGUUAGUUUUAAGUGCGUAUAGGUUUCACCAUUAAAAUGUUCGUUGGGUGGUGGUGAUAUGGUUAUUUUUUAUCGGCCUAAUUUAUAAGCACUUUUAAACAUAAGUCUGCUAUUAGUUCAGAGUGCAGAUUCUACCAAAUCUACAAAAUUUAAGUUACUGCACUUUUUCAACAUUUUAUUAUUUAACAAUUAUCCGUUCAUUUGUGAGCUAGAAUCAAGAACUUAGUAUGUUGAACGCGGAGCGGAAAUCAAUGAUCAUAUUAACAGAUUUACAUCGUAAAAUAUUGCGUCAAAAUGAUGGAAGCAAAGAUGUCUGGUUGGCUAAAAUACUAUUUUUUUUAUAUUAAGACUCUUUUU